Sclerotinia trifoliorum is the source of this 3076-nucleotide messenger RNA. Lineage: Eukaryota; Fungi; Ascomycota; Leotiomycetes; Helotiales; Sclerotiniaceae. The record is from the annotation of a GenBank genome assembly.
CAGAUUCAAUCUUUUACAUUCAUUUGAGGUUACAUUUGCAAAGACAUACAUCUGGCUUACAGAUCCUUAUCAUCGUUUUUAGAUCUGGAGAAAUCUAUAGCUAGCUGGGUAUGUACUGCACCGGUAGUCCGAUACGAAAGGGACCCAGCAUAGCAUACAUAGCCUUGCCACCACUCACAGACCAUGUCAUAUAUGACUGAGCCGACCAACUUUUUGCGUCACCGACCCUAAUCGCAUUGGACCUGUUAGAUUUCAAUGAUUCAACCUUCGUUUCUUGACAACGACCUAGUAACCUUAUUAACCUUAUUAACCUAUUACUUUAACAAUCUUCAGGAAAAUCUCAAAGCGUGUCUUCUUCACCUUUUACUUACAUCUACCAUUGCUUGAUUAGUUAUCAAAAUCCAAGUUUACUUUCUUUCCCCGCCCGUCCAUACAAAUAAAUUUCCGAUUAUCAAUCUAACGAGGCAGUUUCCCGAACUGCAGUGCAGGCUUACGCCACAACAAGUGUGGGUUGAUUUGUGCCUUGCGCUGUCCACACACAUAUCUAAAGCAAUCACACAUAACCACACCGGUUACGAUCUCUUCAAACCCCCUGCCAGUAGGGAUAAAGGUCAACACACCUCCCCACUCUCAUUAUAGGAUAGUCAAAAGUCGAAGCAAGCACGUCUGAUUAACCACUCUGGCUUUCCGGGCGCUGCGCACCACCGGCCUGGCAUUUUCUCUCGGUCUGACUGCCCUUGGGGCAUAUCAAACGAUCAGAGACGCCAUGGCAGAUCCCAGAGACACGACUGGUGGGAUUGAUAAUAGUGGCGGACGAAGACAUUUGGACGCUACCGGUCCUAGGGAAGUGGUUUAUUGUCAUCAAUGUGAAAACGAGUGGUACAAAGAUGAGCAUGGCUUAGUAUGUCCGAGGUGCGAGGGGGAGAUUAUUGAAAUAGUAAGUCUGUCCAAAGUUGCCCCUCUUUUCACUCUUCAUCCCAUUCUUUUCUGAUAGUUUCAUGUAGGUGGAUCCAAACAGUGACCCUCGUCGUGAGACGGACAAUUCUCGUUUUAUUUCGCCAUUGCGCGACCUGGACAACCACAACCCUUGGGCCGAUGACUCAGAUCCGGAAGAAGCAGACAUUGAGGAACAUAUUACGCAUGGCCCACAUGGCUCUAUAAUGAUAUCGCAAACAAUAAGAAGUACAAGGCCAGUACCAUUUGGAGGAAACUUCAACACAAUUACAGGUGAGAUGCGUCGAAGGCGGAGCCCAGGAGGCGGAGGAGGAGAUGACGACACAAUGCGAGAUUUCCAGAGUAUGCUGGGGAAUCUAAUGGGUCCUAAUCUGAGAUCAAGCCGCACCGGUCGAUCUGGUAAUGACGACUUAUUCCCACGCGCUGAGGAAUUUCACACUGGUGGUGGUGGAGCUGGCUUUGGAAUGGGUGGCGGUCGAGGACCUCAUACUGUCGGUGGUCGUUACACUUUCGAAGGAAGAUUUGAAAACGGUCGAUUACGGCCAAGAGAUGCAAACAGUCCCCAGGCUCAGGGAGCACCCGUCGAGGAUUUGGCUACGUAUGUACCCUUUGGUGAUCCUUUUGUUAAUUUUUAUGAGCUGUUGUGCCUAGGCAGAGUUCAACCCCUCUCUGUUCCCAAAUAUAUGGAAAAGUUUCAGAUUGUACCAAAUCUGGAACGGGGAUCUUUUCUUAAUCUUCGACCCUGUCUUCGUGCUCGUCUCGCUUAAUAUCAAUUUCCUUUCUAUGUUUGCUUAGACAAUUCGCUGACCAGACUAUCAGACUAAUCUCUCAUUUGUUUGCUCAAAUAGGUGCGGUUCCCGCACCUGGAACACCUGGUGAAGAUGACGAGCCUCGUCGCGGUAUGCCUUUUCCCGGUGUUGUAGGCUUACCAGGACUUCUUCAAACACUUUUCAGUCACCAAAAUGCCGUACAUGGCGAUGCCGUCUAUUCGCAAGAGGCAUUCGAUCGGAUCAUGUCUCAGCUGAUGGAACAGCAUCAACAAUCCAAUGCCCCUGGUCCUGCCUCUCCAGACGCCAUCUCGGCACUCCCAAAGAAAGCUCUGGACGAAAAGAUGCUUGGGCCGGAAGGCAGAGGCGAAUGUAGCGUUUGCAUGGAUGAUGUGUUUCUUGCUACUGAAGUUGUCGUACUCCCUUGCAAGCACUGGUUUCAUGAAGCUUGCGCCAGUGCCUGGCUCAGCGAGCACAACACCUGUCCUAUCUGCCGCAAAGGCAUUGGAGCUGAAGAGGCGUCCUCGUCUCGUCAUGUUCAUUCUGGUAGAUCAAGCAAUUCAACAACUCCACAAUCCGCCAAUUCUCCAAGUAAUCGCCGUCCUCGUCUUUCUCGCCUGAAUUCAGAACAAGAUGAUUUGAUGGCCCGAAACCAAGCUCGUUUGGAUUUUCUCCGAAAUAGUCGCUUCACAGGUCCUUCUUCAGCAUCUCCUUCAUCAGAAAGGAGGGAAGUGGAAAGACAUGCAGAGAGAGUAGCAGAACAAGCCACUGAAGAUGGUAUAUUUCCUAAUUCUUCUCGAAGCGAACACAUACCGGGUAUGUUUCCUGGUAGCAAUACAUCUACGUCUACAUUGUACAGAAGAGAUCCGGGCUUAAGUACGGGUACGAAUGAGCCACGGAGAGGAACUGGAAGUUCCGGUCAGAUUUCGUCAAGAGAUAGACCAAGGAGUGAAAGGAGUGAAAGUGAUAGCUCAGUUAGGGGAGACGGAAACGGAAAUGGAGGGUUGGCUGGAUGGUUUAGGGAUCGUUGGAGAAGGCAGGAAUAAUCUGGGUGACAUGUUGAAGGAUUUGAAAUUUUCGGGAAGCGGUUUAUGAUUCAAGGUGUGGUGGAGGAAGAAGAAAAAUAAGAAGAUUAUGUGCGUAGUGUGAUAUUGAAAACACUUCCAAAGUUCUUCCUCCACACUCACCUUACUACGUUACAAUAUGAUACACACAGCACUUGAGAGAAAGUAAGCGAGCAUGGGAUUUAUCAUGUAUGCUUUUUCUUGUAUGAUUUUUUUUUUCUUUCUUUCUUUUAGCUAAGGUAGCUAUGUAGCUAGCUAGUAGUCUGAGCGAUGAUGCUUGGCAUUUUAUUU